Messenger RNA from Acanthocheilonema viteae, 1725 nucleotides. Lineage: Eukaryota; Metazoa; Nematoda; Chromadorea; Rhabditida; Onchocercidae. The record is from the annotation of a GenBank genome assembly.
AUGGAUAGCAGCACGAUAAAUAAAUGUAAGACAGAACAAAACGACAGCUCGGUGUAUUCCGAGGAACAGCCAUCCACUUCUGCAAGUUCGGAUUCAGCUCUUGCCGGAUCUGCUAAACGGCAAAAGCUAAAUCGUAAGAUUCGCGUCGCGGUUGCUGGAUGUUCACAUGGAGAAAUGGAUAAAAUUUAUGCAACAUUGGCAGAGAUUGAACGACGGGAAGGUUAUAAAUUCGAUUUGCUCAUUAGCUGCGGUGACUAUGAGGCAGUCCGAAAUUAUGGUGAUUUGAAGCAUAUGCAUGUACCUGAGAAAUAUCGGCAUUUACAAAGCUUUCAUCGCUAUUAUUCCGGCGAAUUGGAGGCACCAAUCUUAACAAUUUUUGUUGGCGGAAAUCAUGAAGCAUCCGGUUAUCUGCAAGAAUUGCCUUACGGUGGAUGGGUUGCGCCGAAAAUUUAUUAUUUAGGGCAUGCAUCUGUUGUGCAGUUUGCAGGGCUUCGAAUAGCUGGCCUUUCGGGCAUCUUUAAUAAAAAUGAUUAUAAUAUGGGUCAUUGGGAACGCCCACCAUUUACCGAUCAUGGUGCAGUUAUUUCUGUUUAUCACGUACGUUCCAUUGAUAUAUUUCGUCUAAAGCAGUUGAAGCCGAGGGAUCGAAAUGAACCACCAAUCGAUGUAAUGGUAACACAUGACUGGCCGGCAGGGAUCACAGAUUAUGGCGAUGUUGAGCAAUUAUUGAGGUUGAAGCCAUAUUUUGAAGAAGAUUUGAAAAAGAAUGCGAUUGGAAAUCCUGCUUCUAUGACAUUAUUACAUGUAGUGAUUCUUGGACAUUAUAAGCAGGUUCUUCCUUAUGCUUUCGGGUUCUUUUAUGCGUGUGGAAGUGUAACGAUACUGAAGCCACGCUACUGGUUGGCAGCACAUAUGCACUGUUUUUUUGCAGCUCUGGUAUCUCAUUCGAAUAAAAAUGACUCUGAAAAUAACUUUGAACCAACCAGGUUUCUAUCACUGGAUAAGCCACUUCCACGAAGGCAUUUUCUGCAGGCUUUAGAAUUUGAUGUUAAUCAAAAUGUUUCGCUAAAUCUGUCGUAUGAUCCGACAUGGUUAGCAAUUCUGAAAGCAACAGAUGCUCUUACAUCAGCAAGCAAAAGUAAUACCUACAUGCCGUCACAACAUACACGCAAUGAGCGUUGGGACUUCAGACCUACAGAAGAGGAACUAGCAAAAGUGAAAGAUAUAUAUGGUGGGGAUUUUACAAUACCAAUGAAUUUCAAGAUGACAGCGUCUCCACAUAGAACAAGUGGAACGGACAAUAGUUCUCAAGAAUUAUAUUACAGGAAUCCUCAGUCAACAGAAUUCUGUGCAAAACUUGGAAUCAGAGAUUUAAAUGAAAUGCUCUGUUCACUUUCAACGAAUGGACUUGGUAUCCCAUAUUAUAUCAACGAAAAUAGCGAUUCGGAAGAUGUCGUUUUGAAGAGCAGAACACUUGAAAGAAAACAGGAUUUCGACGAUAAGAGCGAUUUCAUUAUUGAUGGUAAUUCAGUACCAUUGGAAGAUUUUAAGAUACAGACUGUUGGUGAAUCUGGUGAACAUCUGACCUGUGUUAUUAAUGAUUAUGAAAAAAAGAUUGAUGAUGAAAUUGAAGAAUUACAAAUUAUUGGCUCAGAAAAUGUUGGGCGACAUUUGGUCACUGAUAUAAAUAAAAUGAUGAACAAAUCACAAUUUAUGCUAGCUUAA